Molecule: messenger RNA, 3034 nt
Organism: Amoebophrya sp. A120
Lineage: Eukaryota; Dinophyceae; Syndiniales; Amoebophryaceae
Source: the annotation of a GenBank genome assembly
GCGCGAGGACUGAAAGAUCGAGUCUCCUCUCAUUUUGACUCCUCUGUUGAACAAAUAGGGUUGUAGUCUCGCGAGUUUCCCUCGUGAAUAAAUUGAAAUUGAAAAAAUUGAAAAUUGAAAUGCAUCACUUUGGCUUUGCGAUUCUUUGUGACUUUUUCAGCAUUUUGAUUUUUUCGGUACCGCAUGAAAGAAAAUUGGAUGCUCUUGUACACGAUAGCAGUCGGUUUUGGUCUCUACCAAUAGACGUGCAGAAGUUCCUACGGGAAUCAGGUCAGUCGGUCUCCAGGCCUAGUCAGAUCGGUCUGAACAGAGAAUGCGCAGAGCAAAAUAGUUGCAACGAUGAAAAAGAAAAUGCACGGAGUGCUGAGAUCCUUUCGGGAUCCUGACGAAGAUCUGUUCGAAAUGCAAAUAUAGUACUCUGUACUCUUGAUCCGGAAAUGAACCAGGACGAGUUCGUGACCACUAGUAGUGGACAUCGACUCUAGAUUCAAAAAAACUUCUACCAGCUGCUGUCUCUUGAUCUUGUGUGCUAAACCUCUACCACUGUACUUGAGUAGAAGCGACCCUUUUGAAAACGAAUUCACCUUGACAUUGUGUGCAUAGCGCAGCUCGCAAUCAAAACCAAAGUUUAUUAUUUAUACUUUUUUUCGGUAGCCGUUCGCGCCUGAAAGCUUUACAACUUUCGUUUACCUUUACCUACUCGCGCGACAUCUCAUCAAGAGGAAGCUGCGCUGACCACGGUGAAACUGAAAGUGAUUGCAUUGAUUGUGCGCAAUGAAGUAAAAGUAUUGCUAUUGUCAGUUUCUCAGCCCCCUCUAAGAUUGAAAACGCUGUUAGUAUUGUAGUUCGCAAAAAUUAACAUUAAGAAUAGUCAAAGUAGUCCUUCUCCUUCGGAGCCAAGAGUUGAUUUACUCCUACCUUUUUUCAUCUUGGAAACUAAUUGUAAUUAGCCUCGAAAACAUAAACAAAAACGCAAAAAAAGAUGCGCCACGUUCACGUUGUACUCGUGUUCCUGUUGAGCCAGACGUCUGUGCUGCAGCCAGGAGUGCAGUUUGGUGUUGCGCUUGGGAAGAAGCUGAAAUUGAAAAAGAAGAAAGCGCAGCGCGGUUGGGCUGGUGCACGUAAGGUUGCGACAAACAUGGCGCGAUACGGUCUCAGUGCCGGAGUAAGUGACUUAGCUGUGCAACACAUCACAAGCGGAAAGCAAGGACAGGAGGUUUCCGGAAUACAUGCGGCUGCACCAUGGACGGUCCCUAGUACCAGUGCUCGUGGUGCAGGAGCGUCGUCGAGGCUGGACUUGAAUCCGUUGCGUGGGUACAUGCAGAAUUUUGGCCGAACUAUCGAGAUGAUAAAGGCACAACCCUUGUCACUGUCCGAGCUGCAGAAGCAACUGCCCAAGGUUGAUCUCGCAAAGGAGACUGAUGACUUUGACUCCGUCUUCGAGGGUGGCUUUCUUGCCUACAUCCAGAGCAGCACCCUCGGAAAAUACGACCUCAAGCGUGCUGCCCGCGCGACCCUGAUUGGUGCGCUGUUGACCGGGACCUUCUAUCCGCCGGUCUACGCCCAUGUCGGGAGAGUGUGGAGAAAUAUCAACCUGAGCCCUGUGACUGUUGAAAAAUUGCCGAACUUGGACUGGCGGCUUUAUGGGAUGGUCGUGACCACGCGCUUCUUCGAUGCCGUCUUCAUCGCGCUCUUCUUUUCUCUUCAAACAGUGCUAGAAGCAAUUUUGCCCUCGGACGCGCAGGGUCCCCCUCCCCAGAAUUUCGAAGAGCUGCUGCGAGCGUGGCAAACGAAGCUGGCAACGAAAUAUUGGGAUGCGCUGCCGACAGCGGAAGCCUUCUGGUUCUUCGCAGACAUUUUUUUGUUCAAGCAGCCGCACCGAAAGCAGGUCAUAGCUGCGCCCGUGAUUCAAGCAGUGUGGGACAGUGUGAUGGCGUCUCUGGCAAAUGCAGACCCAGAGUCUGGAUCGGGAAAGAAGAGCGAGGAGGGGGAGAAUACAACUAGCGCUCUGUCUCUCACGGAACAAUUCUGGAACACCCUGACUCCGAAACUUGUUGCCCUCAACAACGCAGACGGCGAUGACGAUGCUGUCCCCACCUACAACGCCGCUCGUGAUACUGUUACAUCGUCUUCUAGCCGGAGCGGUAGUCGGGGACGCCAUGGUCGCUCCUCAUCGCGAAGUGCCAGUCCCAGAUAUUCAGCGAGACAGUCAGCUGGUCGCCGUCUUACAGCGGGAGAGCAAUGGCCACACCUGCAGGGGGAAUUUAACAAAGUGAUCCAGGAAUCAGGUCUCGGGGUGACCACGGGCCCUAACGCUGUGUACAGGGCCGCAGUUGCCGCACAGAUGCGAGGACUUCCAAACGCGCGGCUCGGGGAGCAAAUUCGCCCGUAGAUGCAGUGACGUCCUGAACAGUGUUUAGUUCUGGCUCCGCUAUUAACCAUUGGUGGGUGAGGAUUUUUUUCAGUGGUGCCUCUGUCGGUACCUAUUAUUUUCCUAUGCAGAACUACAACCAAUGUAUGAUUUUUUCAGAAUGAGAACAGUCGGCACAAAACCAAAAGUAUUUAAGACGAGCAAUAUACAGUUUAUGCAUGAACAAGAGCAUGAUGUACGAUUUCCAUAUGUGACCUACCUUCAUUGAAGUGUAAUUGCGCUUCAUGGUCGUGCUUAGAAAACGGUGGAGCGCACCAUGAAAGUAGUGUGGUGCAAGCUUCCACCAUGUGGUAGUAAAAUGAACAAGCAGAAAAGUAAUAGUUGUAGCACAUGUCUAUGUAUGCAAAGUAUGCGAAAGCGAGUUUGAAAUUCAAACUUCGUGACGCAACCUAAAUCAAUUUGAAGUACACCCCCGGUAACGCAACCCCAAUCUAAAUCAAGGAAGAACUCGAAGCAGAACAGCCCGGUGCAUAGUGCAUAAAUUUCGCCUCCUCAUGACUGCAAGGCUUUUUCCCCUGUAGAUUUUGCACAGAGGUAGAUCUUUGAAUGUGACCCUUUUACGAGCACUACUAGCGUCGCAUAUAGAAUACAUGAGCCGAGUAC